UAAUUGAAAGCAGGCGACUACGACGACGCGUCCGGUGAGCCCCGACGUGAAAUCCGCCGCGCAUCGGGCCCCACCUCCUCGGGCCUCACUGGCUGCCCCGCCCCCGCUCCCUUUUGUACUCGCUCUUUUUGCAAUUUUUCCGCCUUCUCGUUUGGUCGUCUCCCCACUAUCACUCAGCUCGAGCUGCUUCGAGCUCCCCAGACCCCAUCUCUCGUCAGCGGAGCGCGCCAGGGCUAGGGAAGCCCGGAUGGCCGCGGCCCCCGCCGCCGCUUUGGCUGCCGAGCCCUUCUCGAUACGGGGUUUUGCCGCGAGGAUGCGGGCCGUGGACGCGGCCAAGUUCUACCCGUUCGGCGGCGGAUGCAGGGAGGGGGAGCCGCCGCCGCAGCUCCCGCCGAUGGGGCUGCCGCCGCGGUCCCGAUGGUGGCCGCACGAGCUCGCGGCGGAGCGGGCCCGUCUCUCGGCAGGCGCCAGGGGCAGAGAGGCUGCCGCAGGCGGUGUCGAGGGUGGCGGUCUGCGGAAGGGGACCAAGAGGAAGGGAUCUCGCUCGAGUGCCGCAGCCGAUAGGGCCAAGAAACGGCUACGCGCGCUCCAGUUUAGGUCCCUUUUGAAGAACAAGGAGAAAACUUCUAAGCCUCAGUCAACAUCUCGUUUACAUCUGCACAUGCUGCAUAUGGGAUUGUUGAGAAAACAUAGAAGUUCUUCUAUUCAUACAACGAGAGAAUUUGCACCAAGAAAGAAAUUGGACAAGGCGCGGGUGCCAAUUCAUGAAAACAGCAUGAUUAAACAGAGCAGAGGAAGAAUGGGCCCCUCUAAUGACAUGCACAGUAGCCUUUUCGGGAGUAAAGAAGCAAAUUCUGUUGUAAAUAAGCGAAGCACAAUAGUCAGUGAGUCAACUAAUUAUCCUGUAAGUACUGGCUGUGAAGUGGUGAAACAUGCCGCAGGAUCCAAGGAUGAUAUUUUUGGAGAUCUCCCUCUCUUGGAAAGCUCCAAUAUUAUGUUUCGGACCGGAGUUGAUGAACCUCCGACUGUUCUAGAAGGAUCUUUUAUAACAAAUCAAAGUGAAGCAGAUGCUAUAACAGAAACUGUACCCUUGAAACUGAUUCAUGCUUCUGACAUCACUGCACAUACACCAUCUCCUCUUGAAGACUUGAUGAAAAAUGAAGGAACUCCUGACAAAGAACCAACAUGCAUCUCUCACAAUGAUGCAGCUAGGAGUCACCCUUCCACUGCUGGGAUCGAUGGUCAGCCAAAUCAUAAAAGCAUCAGCGCGGUGAAACCAUGUCUUGGUGAUACACAGCUGAAAUAUACUGGUGGGUCUGCUUUAAGUUCUUAUUCUGACCUGAGGUCAAAAUGUGGUUCUAGCAAUCCUCCACAGGGUUGUUUUGAUACGAACACAAACUGCUCUCAGGAAAUUAAGAAACAUGAUACAAGUUCUGCUACAAGUCCACCUGCCAUGAGAAUCAGAACUGAAGCAACUAAAUAUAAAGAUGCAUCGGUUAAUGGCAAGAAGAGUACUGAUAUCUCUGGUCCGGUGGUCACACCCAAGAACCAUCUUUCAUCUCAAGGCACUGUAUUGCCGUAUGCAGUAUCACAAGGGGUUUUCAACACAAGAACCAAUGCAGAUGACAUGUUUUCAUGCAGAAGUAUGCCUGCCAAGGAAUUCAAACCAGCUUCCAGACCUUCUGGUAACUUUACAAGUAAUGUGUGCCAUGAAAGUAGGAAACAUGUGGAUGCUGUGCCAUUAUCAACAGAGAACCAGGGUAGCUGGUACUCUAAACUUCACCCAAUUUGCAGUCCUGCUAGUAUUGGCUUGGCUUUUAUGAAGCUACCUGGGCUUGAAAGAAUGGAGAUCUCAAACUGCAAUGUAAAGAUAGGUGAAAACAAGUUUAUAAAUGAACAAUCAAUGAACACAGUAAGAUACCCAAAACAGCAGUUGGUGAGUGGCAUGACCAAUGUUAUGCAAGGCCAGAAAAAGAUUGGUCUCAGCAACUCUCAAGCUGGGAAAACUGCUCUGGAUGGUUAUGUGGGCCAAGAUGUUUAUCAUCCGCAGCAACCCACAGUGCGGUUGAUGGGUAAGACAGUCUCAGUUUGUAAGCAUAGCAAUGAUCAUAAUGUAUCAACCACGGGGAAAGAGUGUCAUGAAAAUAUUACCAUUCAAGAAAACCACUGCGCCACAAUCUCAUGUCAGUUUCCCCAGAAGAGAUUGUUCCCUUGUCAGGAUUCUGUGAUGCCAAGAGCACAUCUAAAUGGUUCUUCAGAUUUUUUGGCAAGAAUUCCCAACAAUACUGUGUCAGGGCAAAAGACUACUUUCAAUGGCCUCCAUAACAAAAGGCAACCAAUAAAUAGUGCUUCUUCAACCAUAAAACAUUGCACUUGGAAUUUUGGAACUCAGUUUGUUCGUCAAGCUGAACUUAACAAGGCAUCCAUGGUCAGUGCCAACUCUGAGACCAGGCAUCUAGAACUACAUCAACCGUCUUAUAUGAUAAGCAUUCCUCAGAAUCAACAGUUUCAUUUGUGCACUCCUGCAUCACACAUGAGUAGAGAAGAUCGCAAUUUUGUGGGUCCAGCAGUGAACCAAUCUUCUCCCAUUCCACAAGGGUUGCUAAAUGCGAGCAUGAAGGAAAAGUAUCAGAAAUCCACUUUGCUGUCUUACGGCGAUCCUAGUUCUGUGCCUAUUCGCCAACCCUACCAGAUACCUGGAACAAAGUUAUCUUCUGCAUCCAUCAUAUCCUUUUUUGACUAUGGCGUGAAUGAUUCUUUCUCCAGAAACUCUUCUCCUGGACUGUGUCCUCUUACAGCUAGUUUGGCAAAUAAAUCUGUUUCAACAGUUGGACCAACUUCUACGGGCAGUCUUACAAAUACAGAUGUUAGGAAGGGUGCUGGUUUUGCUGAUCAAAUAAAUAAUAGACCUGCUUAUGCAGAUAAUGUUUCACAGCAACCUGCAAAGAGACAACUUAUUACAGAUAGACAAGAUUUUAUGUCUAUGGGCCCAAACAUGAUAAACCAUUCACUUGGCUGGUCACUUAAUGACGCAGUUGGUCCUCGGAUACUUGAUUUUAGUAAUAGAGUAGCAGGAGAUGCCGUGCAAAUAUCAAGAAAUGAAAACAACAUUUUAAUGGCCAGUUCGGGUCAAGUUCCAGCUGUUGAAACAAUGUCGAGGGCUGGGUUGGUUGCAGGAGCUAAAACCAUGUUGAAGCCAGGUCAAAACCUGAAUGAUCAUUCCAAACUGCUAUACUCCACUGCAUUUUCAGUGGAUAAUGAUAUUAGUUCAGUUGUAUUAUAGUGGAAAGCAAGAAGAAAUAAUCAGGUGUCCUCGUUCAACUUAUAGUUUGGAUUUUUUUUUGGUAUUUGAAUGGUCAGCAUGAAUAGCUGCCAUCCCAGAAAAGUUGUAAGAGAUCCAUAUUUCUGAACACGUUAGUUUAGCAAUUAAUGGGUUACUUUUAUUCUUGUAAUUUUCCCAGUCAAAUGUGCAAGAUUAUUUGAUUGUUUGAUUA
This is a messenger RNA of Phragmites australis (common reed), 3494 nucleotides long. RefSeq lists its product as uncharacterized. The record is from RefSeq and is a predicted model, not a curated record. NCBI's taxonomy places the organism in Eukaryota, Viridiplantae, Streptophyta, Magnoliopsida, Poales, Poaceae. The transcript has 3 exons. The coding region runs from base 248 to 3283 and encodes 1011 amino acids.